Messenger RNA from Coniosporium apollinis CBS 100218, 165 nucleotides. RefSeq lists its product as uncharacterized. Lineage: Eukaryota; Fungi; Ascomycota; Dothideomycetes. Gene Ontology annotation, cellular component: mitochondrion. The record is from RefSeq and is a predicted model, not a curated record. The coding region runs from base 1 to 165 and encodes 54 amino acids. The transcript has 3 exons. Gene Ontology annotation, biological process: mitochondrial respiratory chain complex I assembly.
AUGCCUCCAGCAGGAAAGACGAGACCUCUCGAGAGGCUGGCUUCUGCAAGCGCCGUCUACGGCAAGUGCAUCGCGGCGGACUUCAACAACGUGCAAAAGGACAAGUGCAUGACUGAGUUUCUGAAGCUAAAGGAAUGCUACAUGGCGGCGUACAAGAAACGAUGA